AUGAAAUUCCCAAUCCAAGCAACCUCAAGAAGCAAGCUGCGACUGGACAUAGCAAUGUGUUCUCUUGUAGCUCUUACGUUCAUCCUCAUCAUUGCGCGCGUCGCGAACAAAGGCACGCCGUCAUCAAGAGUCAAUACAUGGGGAAUUGCAGUGUGUCUAAAAUCUGCACUCUCACUGUCGUAUCAAAUGGUGACAGGGCACGUGGAUCGCUUCAAACGAUGGGGAAAUACCAAAGCCAACAAGAUCCUCACCAUUAUCGACACGGUUUUCUGGUUCGCACUAUUUAUCAUCAGUAUUUUAGGGGUCUCAUCGUCACACAGUACGAGUAGUCGGGCUUUGGGUGUCAUUAUCAUCCUUCUGGCAUUGGUUCUAUGGUAA
This is a messenger RNA of Penicillium brasilianum, 378 nucleotides long. NCBI's taxonomy places the organism in Eukaryota, Fungi, Ascomycota, Eurotiomycetes, Eurotiales, Aspergillaceae. The record is from the annotation of a GenBank genome assembly.